AUACCACCCAGGUCCCUGAGGACUGGCCCCAGCACGGAGAGAUAAAGAUCCAGGAUCUGUGUGUCCGUUACGACCCCCUUCUGAAGCCUGUCCUCAAACACGUUAAUGCCUACAUCAACCCCGGACAGAAGGUCGGCAUCUGUGGACGCACAGGAAGUGGAAAGUCCUCCCUUUCUCUGGCCUUCUUCAAUAUGGUCGACGUGUUUGAAGGGCGGAUCAUCAUUGAUGGUAUUGACAUCUGUAAGCUGCCCCUCCAGACCCUGAGGUCUCGUCUGUCCAUCAUCCUCCAGGACCCGGUGCUGUUCAGCGGAUCCAUCCGGUUUAACCUGGACCCAGAGCGUACCUGUACUGAUGACAGACUGUGGGAGGCGCUCGAAAUCGCCCAGCUGAAGAACAUGGUCAAAGCCCUUUCUGGGGGACUAGACGCGGUGGUGACAGAGGGAGGGGAGAACUUCAGUGUGGGUCAGAGGCAGUUGUUCUGUCUGGCCAGAGCCUUCGUCAGGAAGAGCUCCAUCCUCAUUAUGGAUGAAGCCACUGCAUCCAUCGACAUGGCAACGGAGAAUGUCUUACAGAAGGUGGUGAUGACAGCCUUCGCCGACCGAACAGUCGUCACUAUUGCACACCGUGUCCACACCAUCCUGGAAGCUGACCUGGUGAUCGUGAUGAAGCGAGGGAACAUCUUAGAGAUGGACAAACCAGAGACCCUUCUGGAGAACGAGGACGGCAUGUUCGCUUCCUUCGUCAGGGCUGACAUGUAGGCUCACACACUGUCAGCCAGCACACCAUCAGUCUAUCAAUGUAUCAGCCUCCUCAGUGUUUCCCACAAUGCUUAGGUGGGGCGCAGAGUUCCAGAUAUUAUGACCAUUAUUGACUGAAGCUCAUACUGUAGGUUUUAGACAGGGGAAAUGGAGCCAGGCCGGUUGACCACCUCCACUUGGUAAUGGUAGGGGAAACACUGCUUCCCAAAGCACCACUGAUGGCCUUCUUGUGUUGAUUAUUGGUCAUGUAUUAGUUAUUGAUUGAUUGAUUGAACGAGUGACCUAUUAUCUUGGUCGUGUAAGGAUCACAAGCGGUCGUUAAAUAUGAUUACAAUUUUACAAAGCUUUACUUAAAUGUUUUAUGUUUAAAUGAUAUAUUUAGUUACUUAUUACUAUAUGAUGUAUGUAUAUAUUUUACACCAUUAUUCAUAGGUAAGCAAUAAGCAGGUAUAGUGUAGUAUUACUACAUUGGUACGAACACUGUAGGGUAUAUCGCUGGAGCAGUUUUAGCCCGGUGACCCUUUGUCUGUCUGAUUAGAUGCGAUGCUGACUGAACCCUGGGACUGUGGACAUUUAGUGGUCACUGACUCCUCUUUGGAGAAGGACAGCUUUCACCCAAUGGGUGUUCUCCAAAGGACUGAAUCUUAAUGUGAGAUGUGCAGGCCUAACUUCAACUCACACAGAACUUGUGUACUGUAAACCACACAUCCAUGUCAAGAUGUAUGUGAAAACGUGGAGUUACGCAUGUUGGUGUUAAGUUAAGAUCCAGCCCUAAAUGAUAAGGGAAGAUUCCACUUUCUUCUACCUGCCAUAAGCCAGGCCAGCGGUACUUUCUACCAUACAUGGUGCUGGCUGGUGUAAUUGGUAAGGAAAGUGGUUUCUAUUUUCAGUAUUAAACCUGGUUUCUGGGGAGCUGUGCCACUGUCCCACUGUAGUACCUGAAUAUUUAUAGUUAUUUUGUAUAUCGAACAAUGAUCAUUUUAUAUUGACUUCUUUGUAUUGUAUUAUAGCCUGAAUGCCAAACUGAUUAUUGUAAGCUACACUUUGAAGAAUGUCGGUAUCUGUUUUUAUCGAUA
This is a messenger RNA of Oncorhynchus gorbuscha (pink salmon), 1834 nucleotides long. RefSeq names its product ATP-binding cassette sub-family C member 8-like. The annotation marks the transcript as partial. Gene Ontology annotation, molecular function: ATP binding; ATP hydrolysis activity; ATPase-coupled transmembrane transporter activity. The transcript is spliced from 7 exons. The record is from RefSeq and is a predicted model, not a curated record. Gene Ontology annotation, biological process: transmembrane transport. Gene Ontology annotation, cellular component: membrane. NCBI's taxonomy places the organism in Eukaryota, Metazoa, Chordata, Actinopteri, Salmoniformes, Salmonidae.